UUACCUUAUUCAGCCUCAGCUUCAACGAGAAGAGAGAGAAAGUUAGAGAGAGAGAGAGAAAGAGGUGGUUGCCAUAUACAAAGGAGGAGAACCCUAGGAGAGAGAGAGAGAAACUUUGCUUCCAUUUCAAGCCCUUUUCGCAUUGCGUUUCGGGAUCUCGAAUCUUCAAUCUACAAAGGUGUUGGUUCCGUUUUUAUGGCAAAUUCAAAGGGCUCCUCGGGCAUCAGAAAUUUGAUGUAUUCUGGAAAGCAUGCUCUGCUUCCUCCUAAAAUCCCAUUCCCUAGUGUUUCCCAAGCUUAUGCUGAUUAUAUGCCGAAUCCUACAGUAGGUUCAAAGGUUGCGCAGAGACCAAGAGAGGGAAAUGGAUUCCACCAACGGACAUCAUCUGAGAGCUUUAUUAUAGAGGAACAACCCUCAUGGCUUGAUGAUCUCCUUAAUGAGCCAGAGACACCUGUUCGAAGGGGCAGUCAUCGGCGUUCAUCCAGUGAUUCUUUCGCCUACCUGGAAAACACUAAUGUUUCUAACAUCGGUUAUGCAGAUAAGGAUGAGUUUAAAUUUAGGAAUUUAGGACCUAUUCCUUCUUGGUCACCUCAAGACUUAAAUCACAGCAAAGAUGUUCGUCAUAUGCCCAUGUAUGCAGAAAUGAACUCAACUAAAAUAAAAAAUAGGGCAUGGGACUCUUGUUUGAAUCCUCCCACACAUCCAGGUGGUGUUCCUGCUGUCAAAGAAAAUGUUGCUUUUCAGAAUUCAGGACUGUCGUGCCCGCCACAUGAAGCAGAUGGGAUUCCAUCAACGGCCAAUGAAAAGCAUGAUGUCGUAGAAUCUGGUUCACAGGAUGCAAAAUUAUCUUCAGAAAGAAAGGAUGGUUCAAAUGCAAAGUCAUCUGCUACUGAAACAGAUUCAAAACGUGCUAAACAGCAAUUUGCUCAGCGUUCACGAGUUCGUAAACUUCAAUACAUAGCUGAAUUAGAAAGAAAUGUACAAGGUUUACAGGCCGAAGGAUCUGAAGUAUCUGCCGAGCUUGAAUUUCUUAACCAGCAGAAUCUCAUCCUGAGUAUGGAGAACAAAGCUCUCAAGCAACGGUUAGAAAGUUUAGCACAAGAGCAGCUUAUCAAAUAUUUGGAGCAGGAAGUACUGGAAAGAGAGAUCGGAAGAUUACGUGCAAUGUAUCGGCAGCAACAGCAGCAGCCACAGCAACCCUCUGCCAGCCAUCGGCGCACAAAUAGCAGAGACCUUGAAUCCCAGUUUGCUAACCUUUCUCUAAAACACAAGGAUGCCGGUUCAGGGCGUGACCCUGUUACUGGCGCACUUCGAAUUUAGAUUUGCUGUAGCUGUAGCUGUGUCUUGCAUCUUCAUUCAACCGGUGUUGCAUCGCCUGUCACCAAAUUGCACCCUCUCCCUCUGCGGGAUUGUGCAGAGAUUUCCAGU
Messenger RNA from Arachis stenosperma, 1428 nucleotides. RefSeq lists its product as uncharacterized. The transcript is spliced from 5 exons. NCBI's taxonomy places the organism in Eukaryota, Viridiplantae, Streptophyta, Magnoliopsida, Fabales, Fabaceae. Gene Ontology annotation, molecular function: DNA-binding transcription factor activity. The record is from RefSeq and is a predicted model, not a curated record. Bases 196 to 1320 code for a protein of 374 amino acids. Gene Ontology annotation, biological process: regulation of DNA-templated transcription.